AAUGCAGUCUCGCGUGAGGAAAACGUAAAAACAGCCGCAUAGCUAGAGUUCGAAGAGGAACCGUCGGUCGAAAGUUGCGAAUAUAUCUUGCAAAAUUGGGCUCUUUUAUCAGCUGUACCGUUAUCAGUGUGUAUACGAGAUUCGGGCAAUUUUGGAAGCUUGUUUUAUGGGAUUAAUAUGAGCUGAAUUUUCGCCAUUGGUAAUUUGAUCAUUUUCAAGCAACCGUUAUUAGGAACUUUCUGUUUUGCGGUGUCGGUAUGCAAGUGUUUAUUUUUGGACUAGUGCUUUUUGUCAGUGUUUUUAUUGGUAAUUAGCUUUCAGUCGAAAAUUAAGAGAAAGCUGUAAAUAUAUUUCCGAUAUCAGUGAUUUGAUAGGAAGAAUUAGUGUAAGAGAAAUAACGAUCGACUAGGUGUUUACUGUUGAUUAAGUGUAAUAUUCAGUGAUAGUCGGAAGGGCGUGAAAGUGGAAUUCAAAGGAAUUCGGAUUCCAGAAAUGGCCGAUGAUUAUUAUUUGCAUAACAAUGUAUCAAAUAGCGACGACUCGGAGUCAGAACUAAAUCUGAGCACUCCAGAAUUAAAAGGAUAUCUGAGCAAAUGGACCAACUACAUCCACGGAUGGCAGCCUCGGUUCAUCGUUCUCAAGGAUGGCACAUUAUCAUACUACAAAAGUGAGCAGGACAGUGACUUCGGAUGCCGUGGUGCGAUCAGCCUGCAGAAAGCCACGAUUAAGUCACAUGAAUUCGACGAAUGUCGGUUUGAUGUAUCGAUUGGCCAAAAUGUGUGGUAUCUUCGAGCCGAAACACCGGAGGAUAAACGAAACUGGAUUGAAGUGCUUCAGUCAUAUAAGACUGAAUAUCCCGAAACGGUGAGCCUACGCCGCCAUGGAAGUACCAUUUCCUUACAGUCCAAUACCUUAUCCACGGCCAGUGGAAGUAGCUUGAAACGGGUCAGUCGCGGUUUGCGUGAAAAAAUGCACGAAAUCGAAACAUACCGCGACAUACUAUAUGGGCAGAUUGACACUUUGCAACGUUACUUCGAUUCCCUGCACCAGAAGAAUGAAGACAAUAGUCCGCUCGAUUUGGGCGAUGGCUUGCGACCGAUUGAUUUCAAAGGAGAAGCAAUAACAUUCCGUGAAACCACUGCCGGUGUCAUUACUACUUUACAACACUGUUUGGAUAUUAUUUCUCAAAAGGAGGAGAGUUUCAAGAAAAAGUUUGACAGAGAAGUUGACAAGCGGAAGAAAGCAGAGGAGCAAUAUAGGCAAUGUAAAGAGGAGCUGGCUAAAAACAGGAAUUCUUCUAUACCUGGCCCUGAUUUAGAGGAAGGCCCUCAUUCGACAAUACCAGAAGAUGAAUUCUUCGAUGCGGUGGAGACUGGUCUCGACAAGAUAGAGGAAGACCGACAGCUGCGUGUCCGCCUAAAAUUUCAAUCUCAACAGUCACAAAUAAGCACGAACAGCUCUGUUCUUAGUAACCAAGAGACUGACGAUGGUAACCAGCAAUCAGAGGACUUUGGAACUGGUGUGCAGGCUCAUUCUCACAAACUGUGGCCAGAAAUCGACAGAAUCUGCACGGAGCAAUUGUAUCAAGCCCGCCAAGGUGUCGGAGAUGGUGGCAACGGGUGGCAAUUGUUUGCCGAUGAGGGUGAAAUGAAAAUGUAUCGACGGGAAGAGGAAGUUGAUGGGAUGGUGAUUGAUCCGCUGAAAUCCUGUCACGUGGUGAAAGGUGUAACAGCGCGAGAAAUGUGCCAUUACUUUUUCGAUCCCGCCUACAGAAACGACUGGGAAACAACGCUGGAAGAUGUACAGAUAGUGGAUAAUGUAGCCCCGGAUACAUUAGUCUUCCUGCAAACAUACAAGCGCAUCUGGCCGGCCAGUCAACGUGAUGCUCUGUUUUGGUCACACAUGCGAAAGAUCACCGAUAAUUUGGACCAGGGUGCGCACAAUGUUUGGGUUGUGUGUAAUCAUUCCAAUCAGAACGAAGAGUAUCCGCCCGCAAACCAAGGCAAAUGCGUUAGAAUUUAUCUAACAGUGAUAUUGGUAUGUCACACAUAUCUGACGCCAGGCAAGGAUAGCAAAACUGCAACACGCGACGAUCUAACGUGCAAAAUUACCUACUGCUCCACUGUGAAUCCUGGUGGCUGGGCUCCAGCGACCGUGCUCCGUGCUAUCUAUAAGAAAGAAUAUCCAAAGUUCCUUAAACGCUUCACAGGAUAUGUUGUUGACCAAUGUAAACAUAAGCCAAUUAUGUACUAGUGCUUGAGAUGAAUGCGUGAGAUUGGGAUGUUCGAGUGCCUGAAAACUGAAGUAACCCAGCAACGAUGGGCCAGUGGUCUGAAUCUGCAUCACGUCGAAUGAACAGAGGAAAUCAGUAGGUCUUGAUUAGAGGAAACUUAGAUUAUACGAAAAAUAUUACGGCACGUUGAUGCCACAGGAUCCUUGUACUAUGGUUAUUAUAACUUUGUUGACUGGCGUAGUAUAUAUUUUUUUUUCAAUUACUGAUAGAUCUUUAUUCUCAAAUAACGGUCGAAUAUUAUCAAAAUCUAUGGCUCAUAAAACAAAAUAUGGUAGUUCUUGGUUGUGCAGAGAAACAAUUGUUUUAUUAUGCGAUUUGAUAGAAAAUAUUCUGCACUGAAAUUUGACUAUUGGGAGAUAAUAUUACACUUAUAAUUUUAGUGAAGCAUUUAAAAGUGCUCUUUGGUGCCUGAUAUGGAACUAAUCUACCGAUGAACACAUCACUGUUCCUACAACAUGUCUGACUGUUGUUUUAAAUAUGUUAUAUAUACGUCUACCAGUAAUACAUUUUUUUUGGAAAUCUGUGUGUAUUAGAUGUAACACUAAGCUCUCAGUACGGUGUAGAAAAGGACUCUUCAACACCGUCAGAGUAAAGUUCGCAUUUUGUUUAUAGCGCCCGUACAGUGUUUUUGUCUACCGCAGCAACUAUUUAGUUUAAAGCAGGCUUGCAAUUGCUCAUUA
This is a messenger RNA of Ochlerotatus camptorhynchus, 2973 nucleotides long. RefSeq names its product ceramide transfer protein (gene cert). The transcript is spliced from 8 exons. Gene Ontology annotation, biological process: ER to Golgi ceramide transport. Gene Ontology annotation, molecular function: lipid binding. The coding region runs from base 493 to 2253 and encodes 586 amino acids. The record is from RefSeq and is a predicted model, not a curated record. NCBI's taxonomy places the organism in Eukaryota, Metazoa, Arthropoda, Insecta, Diptera, Culicidae.